GCAUGGAUCAGCGUAGGCUGGUCUGGAUCCAUGCUAGUCCCAAACGCACUAUGUUGGUUUUCUAAUGGCGCGGCUCAUAUAUAGUUUACCUACAAAAAUGUAAAGAGCAUUUGUAGCACUACACCUCUGGUGCGACCAUGCCAGAUGAAUUGGACCAUCCUUUCAUUUUAUAAUUGAUACAUGGUUAGUCCAAAUAAUUGUACUCAAGAAUGGAAUAUCGUUAUAUUUUUUGACUGGUCGGUCUAACCAAGGUCUCGUUAUUUAGACUAAUACAGGGUAUGCUAUUGGAUGAAAUAGCUGUUAGAUGUGCCAUACACCUUGUUAAAACAUUAAAGAAUUCUACUUGUGAGAACCACAUUUUAUAAUAAAGAUAAAAAAUGAUUUUAUCCUACACGGAAACAUGGAAAUAUUCUUUUAUACAUUUAUCAUUCAUGCUUUUUUUCAGCUGUACGUAAACGUGAUGGCUCGGAGUAUGAGCCCGACACAAUAAGUGCGAUUCAGAAUAGCCUUGACAGACAUUUGAAAGAGAACAAGGUCAAGUUCAGCAUCAAAGGAGACGAGGGUUUUAGUCAUUCUAAUCGUGUCCUAGAGUCGAAGAGAAUGAGUCUUAAAUCACAGGGGAAGGGAAACAAAAAUCUCCGUGCUGAUCCAUUAACCGCCGAGGAGAUAGAAAUGCUACAUAAGCAGAACAUUCUUGGAAGUGCUACACCAGAGAGUCUCCUUCAUACAGUAUGGAUAAACAAUGGUGUCUUUUUCGGUCUGCGUGGGCGUCAGGACCAUACCAAUCUGCUCUGGGGAGACAUUGAACUAAAAGUAACCAGUAGUGGCAGAGAGUACCUAGAAUUCAAUGAGCGUUCAACCAAGACAAGAAGUGGUCAAAGAGGCGCAUAUAGAAAAGUCACCCCAAAAGCGUUCGCGACAGAAGACGAAAAUUGUCCAGUCAAAAUGUACAAGACAUAUACCAGUCAUAGACCAUCAGAUUUAUUAAAUCCAGACUCCAGAUUUUAUCUUCAACCUUUAAAAUCCCCAUCAGGGCAAAUUUGGUACUCCCAUCAAGCUGUCGGUAAAACAAAACUAGGACAAAUAAUGAAUGUACUGGCAGAAAGAGGCAACAUAGAAGGAAGGAAGGUAAAUCACUCUACUAGAAAAACAUUUGCAGCAACACUUAUUCAGGCCGGCCGGCCACCAACUGAAGUUGCUCAAUUGGCCGGUUGGAAAAAUGUUCAAACCGUUAAUGAAUAUUCUGUUCCAUCCAUGAAUCAGCAAGAGGAAACGUCAGAUAUUAUUUCAAAUGUAAUGCUUCCACAACCUAGUAAAGAAGUAACCACAACAAAUGAAGUGUUAAAUCUCUCUUCUGACCAGGUACAAAUGAAUUCUAUAAACAAUGAAAUGAAUUACUGCAAUAAGAGAAGUUCAAAUCCAUAUGCGUUUAUGUGUGGUGCAACCAUAUCUGGCGGAACAUUUAAUAUUAAUAUUUUCUCCGUAAAAGGAAACAGUGUUGUUCUUCUGAAAAUUCUCAGGAGCAAUGAUCUUACACUCUGGAAAAAAUUGAACAUAUAUAAAUAUUGUAAUUCUAAAUAAAGGCAUUAUGAUUAUAGAAAAGAGUAAAUAGUUGGAAAAAAGUUUAAACUGCAGAUAUUGACUAUAGACAAAGCAAAGAGUUUCAAUAGUUUCACUUUUUCAGACAGAACAUUAAACAUUGUUUCAGUUGAUACAUUAAAUAUUGUUUCAGUUGAUAAUUAAAUAUUGUUCCAGUUGAUAUAUUAAAUAUUGUUCCAGUUGAUGUAUUAAAUAUUGUUUCAGUUGAUGUAAUGAAGACUUUUUAGUCUCCUACUGAUAUCUUGUUACACUUAGUUAAAAACAAAUAAAAUUAUUAUUGUUACAGGUAUAAUGAUAUUCUUCUUUUUUAGCCAAUAUUGUAAAGUUGAAUAAUAAAAUUAUCAUUAAUCAAUUGAUUUCAUA
This is a messenger RNA of Mercenaria mercenaria, 1962 nucleotides long. RefSeq lists its product as uncharacterized. The record is from RefSeq and is a predicted model, not a curated record. Lineage: Eukaryota; Metazoa; Mollusca; Bivalvia; Venerida; Veneridae. The transcript is spliced from 3 exons. Gene Ontology annotation, biological process: DNA integration; DNA recombination. Bases 601 to 1581 code for a protein of 326 amino acids. Gene Ontology annotation, molecular function: DNA binding.